Rhizoctonia solani is the source of this 1278-nucleotide messenger RNA. RefSeq lists its product as uncharacterized. NCBI's taxonomy places the organism in Eukaryota, Fungi, Basidiomycota, Agaricomycetes, Cantharellales, Ceratobasidiaceae. The coding region runs from base 1 to 1278 and encodes 425 amino acids. The record is from RefSeq and is a predicted model, not a curated record. The transcript is spliced from 14 exons.
AUGGUAUCGCGUCUGACUACGAGUGGUAUUGAUCAGGAGAUUGCAGGUUCGAGCCCUGCGGUGGGGCGCAACUUUUGUAGAUCAUAUCCUGAUAUUAAUUGGCCGCCUGGCGAAAUGGUAUCGCGUCUGACUACGAUCUGUACCAAUCAGGAGAUUGCAGAUACUUUUGAACCGCCCCUGCCCCCAGUAUGGAUUUCCCGCCCCGCAUCAUUGUACACUCAUGUGCAGCGCGCCACUAUGUCUGAAAACGAAGUUGAUGCUCUUGCGAGCGCGAUAUUUGACACGAUGCUCGAGGACAUGGUUCUUGGGAUAGCGCUUGAUGAGCAUAAAGCGGGAAUGAGAACUAGGGCGGUGUGUGCUAUUUGCCAUAUGAGGUGUAGACUCGAAGAACACAUCAAUCAGCGCACAAAUACUGGACUUCCCGGAACACCCAACUCGGGGAACACUCUUAUCAAUGGUGAUGCAAAUGGCGGGGCCAAUAGUAAUGGUAGCAAUGCGAGCGGCGCUAAAGGGGAGCCGGUACCAAUGGCAGACUGCAUCAAAUGCAAACGGACGAUUGUGUCGACGAGAUAUGCGUCGCACCUUGCGACUUGCAUGGGACUUGGAAAUGCACGACGUGCCGGUCCCCGAAACGCUGCUAGUAAAGCACGCGCCAGUACAGAGUCGGGUCCUGCCACACCAACACAACGCUCCGGAAGUGUCAACAGCGAAGAUGUGCCGCCCCCAGUACCCGCGACGAAACCAAAGCCCUCCAAGAAGAAAAAGAAGCCAGAGCCAUCAGCAUCUGACACCACGAACGAGAACAACAAGCGUGAAGGGGCUCUACCAGCCAAAACGGCCAAAUCGAAGAAGCAGAAAGUUGGAAAGGGUGUAAACAAAGCUGCGAAUGGGAAACCACUGGCGUUUCAGCCUAGCCUCUGUUGCCUCUCCCUCCCGGAAAGCCGUCGUCCACAGUGUCUCGCGUACCUUCUAAGCUCCAAAAUUCUCAACACCUAUAUCACCUUCAAACUCGAGCACAACGACGCCGACUCAUACACCAAAGAUCCCCCGGCAGCAGUACCUUCCUCUAACGGUACCGCCGUGCCUCCUAGAGUAGUUCGGGGAACGGGCCCCCCUCGGCCCUUGCUGGGGCGUGGGCCAUCCAUACCAAGGACAGUUGGAGCUGCAGCUGAAAAACCUCACCCUCCGCCUCCAACCCGCCAAUCGAGUGGCCGCACUGAUGCAGAUGGGGAUGACGACCUUGUUGAUACCGCUUCGGAUUCAUCGGAUGAUACUUAA